AUGGAGGACGCGUUCAAGGCCCGCUUUAGUGGUAAGUCAAAUGGCGUGAACAAGCAGGCAGGGGGGCAUGGCAGUGAUGAUGGGAUGUUCAAGGCAGGAGGCAGACCAGGCACUAAUGAAGCAGCACUCCUCUGUGAGGCAUACAAAGCUCGUGGGUUUUGCCUCAACGGAACCUGUAAACGCAGUCAUACUCGUCCCGAAGAUGAGCAGUCGACUGGGAAAAAGCGAUACAGCGCCGAAGAGCUCGGAACGAUUGGUAGAAUCUGCCACGGACGCUUGCCACCCGCUUCGAUCGUGCAGGCAAUGUUCAUGUACGAGCUUCAACGCCAGGCGGAUAAUGAAAAGCUAUUCGAUUCCAUGAUAUUCCAACUUGCCCGUGGAGACGGUGUCACGUAUCCGGAGGUCGAGCGUCUCUCAGCGGUGGAGGACGAGAUCAAGAUGCUCAAACUUCAGUGGAAUGCGAAGCAAAAUGCCAAGGUCGAGCUCUGCAAGAGGCAGCUUGACGCCCACGAAGACCACUUUAGUAUGCUCACCACUAAAUUCGACGACAUCAAGGCAAUCCAGGAGCGACUCAGUCGCCAGAACGGCUACUUACAGCAGCUCGCCAAGACCGUCGAGGCCUGCGAGCAGAAGACUACGACCAUGGAUGGAGAAAUUGACAACGAGCUCUUUAACGCAAUGAUGAUCGGACUCCACCAGCACGAUAAGGAUCUCGACACCAUCUUCGCCGAGCGCGAUGCACUCCUCGAGCAGCUCCAGACAAGCAAUAACCGCAUCACGAAGCUUGAGGACCUGGUUCGCGCACUGACCGGAAAUAUGUCCCCUUCCAACAGCGCUUCUCCUACGAUGACCCAGCAGCUACCUGUGCACACCGCGAGCGGUCAGACGAUCAACCUCUCCGUCCCCAAAGGAGCUAGCAUCGGCAACAACACGAGGGAAAAUCGUGCACCAUCGGGCAUUCGAAGCUUUACCCCUGGUGAGCAGUGGGCUGCUUAG
Molecule: messenger RNA, 996 nt
Organism: Recurvomyces mirabilis
Lineage: Eukaryota; Fungi; Ascomycota; Dothideomycetes; Mycosphaerellales; Teratosphaeriaceae
Exons: 3
Coding region: 1-996 (331 amino acids)
Molecular function (GO): metal ion binding
Source: RefSeq, a predicted model, not a curated record